CUCCACACAUCUAAAAACAUACAAAUAUAGUAUGUUCAAGUCCAAGUCCUUUGAUUUGGUCAAUGAGGAAAAGACAAAGAAACCGGAACGGCUGUAUCAGCCUAGGAGGAUGCGAUGGCUGAAAUAUAUCAUCCUUCCUGCGGUUUUUUCCUUUGCCCUCCUACUGAUCCUGGUCAAUGUGGAUUUCUCCGACAACAAUGAGGAAGAGUCGCUUUUAGGAUGGGACAAAUCGUUCUAUGUAUCAAGCCAAGGAUUUGAAAAUAACACGCUGCGAAAGAACUUUUUUUCCAGGAGUUUCGGAUUGCGAAAUGUUACAAUCGAAAACUGUACCAUAAUCCACAUAAGUGAUGGAACUUUUGAUCAAAAUAGCACCCGAUACCUAAUGAGCUUGCAACUCAUAAAUGUGCAACUGGAAAAUUUAACAGAAUCAGCCUUACAAGGCCUUCAAAAUCUUCACAGCUUUACUUUACUCAAUGAGAACAGCUAUUUCAAGCCAUUUGGAUUCCUUUCAGCUGUAUCUAAAACGAUAAUAAAUGCUAGAAUACACCCAUCAUUCUCAACGGAAAUAAAAUUUGCAGUCAGUGACUUCUUGGGUUCCCAAACUUUUACCCAGUUGAAAUUGUUAGACAUGAGUGGAACAAACUUAGGAGAGAAUCUCGGAGCAGAUAGCUUUGAAAAUCUGCCCGCUUUGGAGCAACUGAUUCUAAAAGACUGUGGUCUAAGCCAACUCGAGUGGGACAAUCUACCCCCCAGACUUCAAUUGCUGCAAUACUUGGACUUGAGUGAAAGUCGGAAGUCCUAUCAGCUGGAAUUAUUUGAGAUUACCGCUGAAACAACCAUUGACGAUGAGCAGAAUCCUACUAUCCAGCCUAAAGAAGCCAGGGGUCCAUCCUUUGCACCUUCGACCACAAACUCAACAACAACUCCUACCACCCAGGGUUUAACAGUAACAACAGCCCUAACUACUGCAACAAUAUUCACAGAAGAAACGGUAAUCGAGGAAUUAGAUGAAUCAUCGACAACACCGCGGUCGAAUUGCGAGGAGGUAUACUGCGAAGAACUCGUUUGCUCUCGUAUCUCAGCGGAGUCAAUGAUAGGAUCUGUGGAUCUGGAAAGUUCGGACAGUUGUAAGGAUGGUAUACUGGUAGAAAUCUGCGAAUCGGAUUGCACCACACCCACCUAUUUCUGUGGCCAAUUGGGCGUGAAUUUCACCACCGCCUGCUGUUCUCAGGAUACCAUGAGAUGUGUGGUCCCAACAAAAGUGUCCUGGUUCGAGGAUCACAGCGGCCUUGUCAUUGGAUUGGGAAUAGGACUCCUUUUUGUUGGUACUUUCCUCGGAAUCCUUAUUGCUUACGCAACUAUGCGACUGAAGCCGUCCUUGUUCAGUGGAAGUAAGAGGCGGGAGUCGAACACGAUGGGCCUGAUUCCCCGGAGAUUUGAGAAGGACAUGAACGACUAUGCGGUGGGUCAGAUCUCGACUCUCGACGACAACGAAUAUGUCACUGCGUACCAUCGUUACCUAGAACAAGCGAAUCACCGCCAAUCGGAGUCAAAUAAAUACAUAUAUCCUCCGAGGGAUAGGGCUCCCUCUGUUCCGCCCUCCUGUAAUUACCCUUUACCUUUACCGCUCCCGGCAAGAAAUAACUACAUAUACGAGAGUUGUGAACUGUACGAGGAACUCCCCUAG
Messenger RNA from Drosophila takahashii, 1687 nucleotides. RefSeq lists its product as uncharacterized. Lineage: Eukaryota; Metazoa; Arthropoda; Insecta; Diptera; Drosophilidae. The record is from RefSeq and is a predicted model, not a curated record.